AUGACAUCCUCGUCGACACCGAAGAUGUUCCAAACCAUGUCUCCAGCCCCAACUUCAACGUCAUUGUCAGGAUCCCCACCUGCCCCACAAGCCUCCGCAAUGCCCCCGGCUGUACACGACCAGCCAAGCAGUACACAACACGGCACAUCAGCACCAAAUAGCCCCUCGGAAUCAAAAGUCAACCCUCUAAGAAAGCCUCUGCUUCGCCUCGAGCUUCGCGAUCUCUCAUCAGAUGGCUCGCGCGCAUUCCUUCGCCUCGUGCACGCCUCCGCAGCCCUCGAGUCCGCAGUCGAUACGGUCCUGCGCCAACUCUACACCGACAUUGACAAGUCAUGCAUACCGCCAACACGAUCGAUCACCUUGGUAGUGAGAGAUAUGGACGGUGUAGCCUACACAACUGGUCUUGACAUUGACGACGACCACAAAGAGAUCCACCUAAGCACCAAAUACAUUGAGCACGUGUCGGAAUCGCGGCAGAAAGAGGAGAUAAACGGUGUCCUUGUACAUGAGAUGGUGCACUGCUGGCAGCAUCACGGCGGCAACACGGCACCGGGAGGCCUGACAGAGGGUGUUGCGGACUGGGUGCGUCUAAAGGCUGGGUAUGCGCCGCCGCAUUGGAGACGCAGAGGGGACUGCGACUGGGACGCUGGAUAUGAGCGCACGGCGUACUUUCUGGAGUGGUUAGAGAAAGAACAUGGCGAGGAUGUGGUUAGGAGGAUCAAUCAGGCGCUGAGGGGAUGCAAGUACGAUGCUAAAAAGGUAUGGCAUGAUUGCUGUGGUCAUAGUGUCGAGAAGCUGUGGGAAGGAUAUAAGAGAAGCCUCGACACAGAGUCGCAACCGGAAAAUGAGGAAAGUCACGAAGGAAAGCAGGAGAGCGAGGACGUGUCGCCUGCACCGACAGAAGACCACCGGACACCACGCGAGAAAGCACGACGAGGAGGCAAUAUGAUGGUGCCACUUCGUCCACGUGUAUCAUGA
Didymella exigua CBS 183.55 is the source of this 978-nucleotide messenger RNA. Its product is annotated as BSP-domain-containing protein. Lineage: Eukaryota; Fungi; Ascomycota; Dothideomycetes; Pleosporales; Didymellaceae. Bases 1 to 978 code for a protein of 325 amino acids. The record is from RefSeq and is a predicted model, not a curated record. The transcript has 2 exons.